UGCUUUUCCGUUCCGUUGGAGAACUGUUUAAUAUCAGUCAGCUACCACUUUGUGACUAUUUUCCUUUGAUGAGUUUAUUCUUGCGCCUUCAGCUUUUACCUGACAUGCAGAAGAUCUCUCAGGUUUGGAAAUAACGCCUGAAGAAGCGAUCUGCGGAGUGACACAGCACGUCGAAGAUGAACAACGUCAGAAGUCAAAAUGGUGGUUGUGAAACGAAGACCCUUGCCAAUUGCGUAGCAUUUAGGCCGGACAUGGAGUCGGGAUCUGACGACUUCUUGCCGCCGCCAGAGUGCCCAGUGUUCGAACCCAGCUGGGCCGAAUUCCAAGACCCACUUGGCUAUAUUGCGAAAAUCAGGCCUAUUGCGGAGAAGUCUGGCAUUUGCAAAAUUCGGCCACCUGAGGACUGGCAGCCUCCUUUUGCAGUAGAAGUUGACAACUUCAGAUUUACUCCUCGCAUCCAGAGGCUAAAUGAACUAGAGGCUCAGACCAGAGUGAAACUGAACUAUUUGGAUCAGAUUGCAAAAUUCUGGGAAAUUCAAGGUUCCUCAUUAAAGAUUCCCAAUGUAGAGUGCAGGAUCUUAGACCUCUACAGUCUUGGUAAGAUUGUGUUGGAGGAAGGUGGCUAUGAAGCCAUCUGCAAAGAUCGUCGGUGGGCCCGAGUUGCUCAGCGCCUGAACUACCCACCAGGAAAAAACAUUGGUUCAUUGCUCAGAUCUCACUAUGAACGCAUCAUUUACCCCUAUGAAAUGUUUCAGUCUGGAGCCAACCUUGUGCAGUGUAACACACACCCAUUUGACAGUGAGGAAAAAGAUAAGGAAUACAAACCGCACAGCAUCCCCCUUAGACAGUCUGUGCAGCCUUCAAAGUUCAGCAACUACAGUCGAAGGGCAAAAAGACUACUGCCUGAUCCAGAGCCCACAGAGGAAGACAUUGUGAAGAAUCCAGAGUUGAAGAAGUUACAGAUUUAUGGGCCAGGCCCCAAGAUGAUGGGCUUGGGCCUUAUGGCUAAGGCUAAGACACUGAGGAAGAAAGAUAAAGAAGAAGUUGCAUGCUCUUCCACUGUUACAGUGAAGGAAGAACCCAGUAGGGAUGGGAAGGUGGCGUCAGCAUUGCCCAAGGAAGACUUGAGCCAUAGCCUAGAGCCCUGCAGCAAGAUGACCAUGCGGCUACGGAAGAAUCACAGCAGUGCCCAGUUUGUUGAAUCACAUUUUUGCCGACUAUGCUCCCGAGGGGAUGAAGAUGAUAAGCUUCUUCUCUGUGAUGGCUGUGAUGAAAAUUACCACAUCUUCUGUCUAUUGCCACCCCUUCCUGAAAUCCCCAGAGGGGUUUGGAGGUGCCCAAAGUGUAUUUUGGCGGAGUGUAAGCAGCCCCCUGAAGCUUUUGGUUUUGAGCAGGCCACCCAGGAGUACACUUUGCAGAGUUUUGGUGAGAUGGCUGAUUCCUUCAAGGCUGAGUACUUCAACAUGCCUGUACAUAUGGUGCCUACAGAACUUGUGGAAAAGGAAUUCUGGAGGCUGGUGAGCAGUAUUGAGGAAGAUGUGACAGUUGAGUAUGGAGCAGAUAUUCAUUCCAAAGAAUUUGGCAGUGGCUUUCCUGUCAGCAGUAGCAAACGGAACCUGUCCCUUGAGGAGGAGGAGUAUGCAGCCAGUGGUUGGAACCUGAAUGUGAUGCCAGUGCUAGAUCAGUCUGUUCUCUGCCACAUCAAUGCGGACAUCUCAGGCAUGAAGGUACCCUGGCUCUACGUGGGCAUGGUUUUCUCAGCAUUUUGUUGGCAUAUUGAGGAUCACUGGAGUUACUCUAUUAACUACCUGCACUGGGGUGAGCCGAAGACCUGGUAUGGGGUACCCUCACUGGCCGCUGAACAUUUGGAGGAAGUGAUGAAGAGGCUGACACCUGAGCUGUUUGAUAGCCAGCCUGACCUCCUCCAUCAACUUGUCACUCUUAUGAAUCCCAACACCCUCAUGUCCCAUGGUGUGCCAGUUGUCCGCACAAACCAGUGUGCAGGAGAAUUUGUCAUCACUUUCCCGCGUGCUUACCACAGUGGCUUCAACCAAGGCUAUAACUUUGCUGAAGCUGUCAACUUUUGCACUGCUGACUGGCUACCUGCUGGACGCCAGUGCAUUGAACACUACCGCCGUCUUCGGCGUUAUUGUGUCUUCUCUCAUGAGGAGCUUAUCUGCAAGAUGGCUGCCUUCCCAGAGAAGUUGGAUUUGAACCUAGCAGUGGCUGUACAUAAGGAGAUGUUCAUUAUGGUUCAGGAGGAGCGACGUCUACGAAAGGCCCUGUUGGAGAAGGGCAUCACGGAGGCUGAGCGGGAGGCUUUCGAGCUGCUUCCAGAUGAUGAACGCCAGUGCAUCAAGUGCAAGACCACGUGCUUCCUGUCAGCCUUGGCCUGCUAUGACUGUCCAGAUAGCCUUGUCUGCCUUUUCCACAUCAAUGACCUCUGCAAGUGCUCAAGUAGCCGCCAGUACCUACGAUACCGAUAUACCUUGGAUGAGCUCCCUACCAUGCUGCAUAAGCUGAAGAUUCGGGCUGAGUCUUUUGACACGUGGGCUAACAAAGUGCGUGUGGCCUUAGAAGUGGAGGAUGGCCGGAAGCGCAGCUUUGAAGAGCUAAGAGCUCUGGAGUCUGAAGCCCGUGAGAGGAGGUUUCCUAACAGUGAGCUGCUUCAGCGAUUGAAAAACUGCCUACGUGAAGUGGAGACUUGUAUUUCCCAAGUCCUGAGGCUGGUCAGUGGUCAAGUGGCCAGCUCCUGUAAGGUAGAAACCCCACAACUGACCCUGACUGACCUCCAGGUUCUUCUCGACCAGAUGGGCAGCCUCCCCUGUGCCAUGCAUCAGAUUGGGGAUGUCAAGGAUGUCUUGGAACAGGUGGAGGCCUACCAAGCUGAGGCCCGAGAGGCUCUGGCUUCACUGCCUUCUAGUCUAGGGCUACUGCAGUCCCUUUUGAAGAGGGGGCAACAGCUGGGUGUGGAAGUCCCUGAAGCCCAUCAGCUCCAGCAGCAGGUGGAGCAGGCAAAAUGGCUAGAGGAAGUGAAGCAGGCACUGGCCCCUUCAGGCCAAAGGGGCUCUUUGGUCAUCAUGCAGGGGCUAUUGGUUAUGGGUUCCAAGAUAGCCUCCAGCCCUUCCGUGGACAAGGCCCAGGCUGAGCUGCAGGAAUUGCUGACCAUUGCAGAGCGCUGGGAAGAAAAAGCUCGUUUUUGCCUGGAGGCCAGGCAGAAACAACCACCAGCUACAUUGGAAGCCAUAAUCCGUGAGGCAGAAAACAUUCCUGUUCACCUGCCUAACAUCCAGGCACUCAAAGAAGCUCUGACUAAGGCACAGGCUUGGAUUGCUGACGUGAUUGAGAUUCAAAAUGGUGACCACUACCCCUGUUUGGAUGACUUGGAGGGCCUAGUGGCUGUGGGCCGAGACCUACCUGUCAGCCUGGAAGAGCUAAGACAGCUAGAGCUGCAGGUACUCACAGCACAUUCCUGGAGGGAGAAAGCUUCCAAGACUUUCCUCAAGAAGAAUUCUUGCUACACACUGUUGGAGGUGCUCUGUCCAUGUGCAGACGCCGGCUCAGACAGCACCAAGCGCAGCCGGUGGAUGGAGAAGGAGCUGGGGUUGUACAAAUCUGACACAGAGCUGCUGGGGCUGUCUGCACAAGACCUCAGAGACCCAGGCUCUGUGAUCAUGGCCUUCAAGGAGGGAGAACAGAAGGAGAAGGAGAGUAUCCUGCAGCUGCGUCGCACCAAUUCAGCCAAGCCCAAUCCACUGGCAUCAUCAACCACAGCCACCCCUGUAACCUCUAUCUGUGUGUGUGGGCAGGUGCCAGCUGGGGUGGGAGCCCUGCAGUGUGACCUGUGUCAGGACUGGUUCCAUGGGCAGUGUGUAUCAGUGCCUCACCUCCUCAGCUCUCCAAGGCCCAGUCCCACAUCAUCCCCACUUCUGGCCUGGUGGGAAUGGGACACAAAAUUCCUGUGUCCACUGUGUAUGCGCUCACGGCGCCCACGCCUGGAGACUAUCCUGGCACUGCUAGUAGCCCUGCAGAGACUGCCUGUGCGGCUACCUGAGGGCGAGGCCCUACAAUGCCUCACAGAGAGGGCCAUUGUCUGGCAAGGCCGUGCCAGACAGGCUCUGGCCUCUGAGGGUGUGACUCCUCUGUUGAGACGUCUGGCUGAGCUUCGACAACAGCUACAGGCUGAACCUAGGCCCAAGGAGCCCCCUACUGCCACUUCAGCCCAUGCCUUUAACCAUCUAAUAGAAGGCAAUGGCAACAAUAUUUCUAAGGUCCAAGGGUUGCUGGAAAAUAGAGACAGCAUGAGCAGUCCUGGGAAGAUAGCUCCAGGAGAGGGUUCAGGUAAAAGAGAUGUGGCACUAUUGUCCUCACUGUUGCCAGAGUUGACUGGCCCUGUGUUGGAGCUGCCUGAGGCAACCCGGGCCCCCCUGGAGGAGCUCAUGAUGGAGGGUGACCUUCUUGAGGUGACUCUGGAUGAAAAUCAUAGCAUCUGGCAGCUACUGCAGGCUGGACAGCCUCCAGACCUGGAGAGGAUCCACACACUUUUGGAACUGGAGAAGCCUGAGCAUCAGGGGAUUCGGACAAGGGGCCAUGCACUGGAAAGACGACGGAGGCAACGGAAGAUCGAUCAGAGUAGAAAGGGUGAGAAUCUUACUCAAGAAGAACUGGGGUCCAAAAGGGCCCGGAGCUCAGGGAUUAAGCCUGAGGAAGGCCAAGAGAAAGAACAAUUUGAGGAAGAAGUAGAACAUAAAAAUAUGUUUAUGACACACCCCACAGAUGACAGCCCCAUCUUAAAAGGGAACCACAAUAGCUUACAACAGAAGGAUUCAGGACCCUCAUCUGCUUUUGCUUCUUUAACACCUUUGCUACACCUCUCCUGCCCUCUUCACCAAGAGUUGUGACAGCAGCACAAAAGGUUAUUUUUUGUGCUUUUUGUCGGUUUUUGUUUUGUUUUUAGUGCCAUUGCCUCCUGGCCAGGACCUAAAAAGGAAUUUAUUUCCUGUCUAGAAUUUGUGACCUUAGAUUUUUUUUUUUUUUUAACCUUAUCCCUAACAGUAUUGUUUGAAGCUUAGCUGCCAAGGACCGUACCCUGUAUGCUUCAUCUCAGAAGUCUCUUGCCAGCAGCAUUCCUGGGACUAGGAUACAGGAGUGAUUUUUCUAAGCCAGUUUCAGUCUAGUUUGGAUAAACUUGAAAAAGGCCAAAUGUAUUCCCUUAUUUCUUAUACAUAUAUAUUUUUACCUUUGUUUCUGUACUCUUCUUUUUUCUUGUUCUUAUGUCUUAUAAAAUAUUUUGAUGCUUCAAGCCUUGUAUCUUUAUUCUACCUCCUUUUCUUUUCUUCCCUUGGUUCACACUGUAAGAGAAGACAUUGUAUUAUGUAAUUACUGGUUAAGGCUAAAAAGAAGAGAGUAAAAUAAGAAAUUCUUGUUUCUAGCUGUUGUCUGUUUUUUAAUUUGAUUCUUUUGUUAAAAAAAAUAAAACCAU
Molecule: messenger RNA, 5482 nt
Organism: Lemur catta (Ring-tailed lemur)
Lineage: Eukaryota; Metazoa; Chordata; Mammalia; Primates; Lemuridae
Product: lysine-specific demethylase 5D
Exons: 27
Coding region: 177-4901 (1574 amino acids)
Biological process (GO): chromatin remodeling
Cellular component (GO): nucleus
Molecular function (GO): DNA binding; histone demethylase activity
Source: RefSeq, a predicted model, not a curated record